ACAAUUUUAGAAGGUACAAUGAUCAUAUGUAGGCCACGUGAAAUGCUUGUGUGUUCAAAGUGAAGUCAAGGUGAGCUGUUCCACCCGAAUGUGACUCUCCAUCUGAUUCUAAAUGGCGAUAUUUUGUCUCCUUUUAUCUGGGAAAGAACGUGUAUCUUUUAGAUAUGUGAAUGCAAGUCAAGGCUGCACCCAUCACCUCCACUGGCUUGACUUAUUUGUAAAAGACAUGAAUCAGCUGCGUUUUAAGCAGAAACCACUCAGUAAUCUGUACCUUUAGAGGUAAAAUGUUCUGAAAUCUGAUUCUUUGUCUCAUUAAAUGCUUUCCGAGAAACAUUUCUCUCCAAGAGUUGAUCAAAGUAUGUUUGAGAACUCCAUUGCUCAGCAGCAGAGUCCUCAGGCCUCCAGGCCAGGCCAGCCCUCGGCCCGACGCUCCCCAGCAUCAGCUAAUCAUAACCUCAGUUCCAACUCCAUUGACUCUCCGUCCUCCGGUGGCCAGCAGAGGCUUAAAAAUGCCAUUAAUCUGGGCAAGGCUGUCGGCGCAAAGGUCAAUGACUUGUUAAGAAGAAAGGAGCCCAGCCACCUCGGGGACAUCGGAGUUACUGAGGUCAACAAGAACGUUGGUGCUAAUUGGAGCUGUAUGGACCAACUAAACCAGACCACUACAAACAGUCACAUCUCCUCCUUUGACUCCUUCCCCCGGCUGGACCCCCCGCCUCCAUCAGGCAAGAAGCGCCUCCCUCGAGCGCUGAAGACCACGGCGGACAUGAUGAUCUCCUCUGACCCCGUUGUAUCCUCUCCGGACCCUGCUGACUCCUCCUCCUUUCUCUCGUCUCCUGACAAGACGCCGCUCAUCGCCAAGGAGGAGCUGAGGAACAGCGAGGAGCAGCAGCCGGGUGAGAAGAAGGAUGAGGGUUCAGAGGAGCUCACGUUGCCUCCAGGCCCAGCAGAGAAGAAAGUCACUGCUGAGUGGGAGACGACGGGAAGCAGCGGCAAAGUUGAUGGAGUGAAAGGUGGAGAAGGAGAUGAGGAGAACAGGAGCAGUGAUGGAGGUGAAGAGGAACAGCCCCAGCUGCAGCUCUCUGUGCCGGACCUCAUCAACAAAGACCCGCCGCCACCGCUGGAGCCCAGAGCAAAGCCAUGCGACAUCUGGCAGAAAGCGUCAGGGCCGGACUCCCGGCAGGCCUCCACCCCCCGCUCUGGGAAAACGUCCUGCCGCAUCAGCCUGGGCGAGGAGGUCCUGCUGGGAAACGGUGCCCCCUGCAGUAAAGGCACCGGAGUGAGCACGGUAGACUCGGAGCCCCACCCGGACCUGCUGUCGUUUGAGUAACGAGAAGAGCCGGGGUCAGAUACCACUUCAGUAUGUCUCAAAAAAAGUUUGGAACUUUGCUUUUUAAUUUUCACUCUAGAGGCUCAAGAGGUAAUUCAAACAGACAAAUGAUGAAAAGUACUGCGGAUCAAAUAUUCACUGCCACUUUUAAAUAUAGAACUCUACCUGCUCCAGGGUUUGCUUUAGGAAAAUGGGGAAAGUGCUUUCAGUAAUCAGGGCAGGUGCCAGAUCUGCUGCAUUUUUCACUUUUUUAGCAACUUUUAAGAUGUGUGGAUGAGUUUAUAUGUCAUGGUGAAUACACUCCAACAUGGCUGAUCUCAGGUCAGUCAGACAAUAUGAGCUUAUUCCUGAGGACAUGAACACAAAGCUGACCCGCACCAGAUGAGAAAAAAGUAGCAAGAGAGAAAAUAUGUUGGAGGGAAGGGUUUGUUAUGAUGCAUCAUUUUAUCACAAUGUACUUGUAUCUUGUUUCAGCUCUUCCAAUGUUAAUAUGUCAAGUCUGCUUUAGGAAUGCAAUAAUACCAGAUGAAUGUAAGUAAUGUCAUGAAGUAUCUCUUUAAAUGGGCUAAAUAUGGAAAAAUCAACAGACAUAAAUUCAUACAGACAUAUUGUCUUCCUGAAAAGUGAAAAAUGUAUUACUAUAUACAUAUUUGAAAGAAUGCAUGGGUUGUACUUACCAGCAUUAAGUUAUUAUAUUGUCAUACCAUCAAUUUCAGGAAAAACCAUUUAGAGGGAUAUUUAUUUCAUGAUGGUUACACUCUAAGUCAAUAUUCUACAAAAGCUGCUACAAUGAAACCAAUUACAAACUGCAACUAAUGUGAGUUUUAAAGCAAUGUAGUUCACAUUAAAUAUAAUUAGAAUAUUUAAGAAUUUUCAUAAGUGUAAUAGUAAUUCCAGCAUGGAAAUUUCUCGAAAAGUGAAUGAAGAGUCAGAAGGAAACGCAAGGGAGAGGAUGAAGGACUAAUUAUGUGUUAGAGAUGGAAAGGGUGUGGGGGGGGGGGGGGGGGCACUUUCAGUUCAAUCGUUUAAGAAAUGUCUCGCAGCAGUUUUUGCCAUAGUUUGUCAGGACUGGAAGCCUAUUGACCCGUAGAUUCAUUCAUAUUUCAUCCUUUAUGACACUUUUUUUUUUGGGUUCAGGAGUUUUUAGAUUUUUCCCCUCUGACACUGGCCUUUGGACAAGACUUUUUGAAACUCUCAGCAAGUGAAAAUAUUGAUCAGCAUCCCAGGUAUUCGGUUGAUUUUGUGUAGUUUCAUUAAGAAAUCUGUGCUUUCAUGCUCAAUUAUUUUGAAUCUUUAACAAUAAAUGGAAUAAAAAAUAAUCUAUAAAUACAAUGAAAAUCCAGGUGUAAAACAUAUUAUAAAGAUUCUUUUUUGGUGCUUUGUAGUUAAAUAGUGCUUUCUGGCAGCAAGAAACCGAGUGCCAGGACGUAAAAUCCAUCAAUCCAAUCAAAAAUUAUUUAUUAAAGCUUUAGUGCAUAACUUAUUUAUAUUAAUGGACAUCCAUUACAUUACAGCCAAAGCCAAAUGAGUUGCUAAAAAGAGUCCAUCAUGUUUUUUUAAUCCUCCGUGUCCUCCUUGGCUACUGGGGGGGGGGGCGGGGCACGAUGCCGGAAGGCUUGUAUCAUGUGGAUGCUCCAACAGUGUUGUUGUCAUUACGUAGAAUUCCUCAUGGGGGAGACAGUAACUACGCACUAUUGCUUUAACCUCCAUGUUGUCCUCGGGUCAAAUUGACCCGUUUUCAGUUCAUUGUUUUUUUUUUGUCAGAAAAAAAUGUGAUAAAGCGCUGAAAAUGUCAACAUUAAAAUCAAAAUACUUUUAAAAAAACACCAAAAACAUUUGAAAAAAAAGCACCCACAACAUUGAAAAAGCAAUAAUAAUAAUAAUGAUAAUAAUAAUGUUGAAAAAAAGGGACCAAAACGUGUUUUUGUUCAUGGUUGACGGGAAGACAACACAAGGGUCAACUCAAGAUAUUGUUUUUGGCACCGUGCACCAGUAAAAGAUGAGCUCAUCAUUAAUAAGCAAAUAUUAGUAGAAACUAAAUUGAACAGUUAGUGAAACCAGAUUCAGGUAAUUUUUAUGAACGGCUUUCAGGCUUCGUCUCUGCUGACAACAAUUGUCUUCGGAACUGAAAGUAGACACCCCCCAAAACCUGACAGAGGGUCAGAAUGAAAGAAUGGAUGGGCGGACGGGCGGCACGUGGAGGGCGGGCUGGUGAAAAGUUGUUUUUGAGCAAAAGAAGACAGAAAAGAUAAUGAGCUGUCAACAGAGAGAUGAAAGAGGUGUGUUUUAUUCCAGCAGAUCUUUAAGUGACAGACCAAAGACAGAAAUUAGCUGCUCAGCCAGAGACGGUUUUCUUUUUUUUAUUCUUUUUAGCGACAUGUAUUUUUUUUUUCUCCUUUAUUUUCACUGCUUAUAUCAUUGAAAAAACCAAAGUCAAAGCAUUU
Molecule: messenger RNA, 3771 nt
Organism: Etheostoma spectabile (orangethroat darter)
Lineage: Eukaryota; Metazoa; Chordata; Actinopteri; Perciformes; Percidae
Gene: c6h1orf226
Product: chromosome 6 C1orf226 homolog
Exons: 4
Coding region: 317-1327 (336 amino acids)
Source: RefSeq, a predicted model, not a curated record